Messenger RNA from Carlito syrichta (Philippine tarsier), 369 nucleotides. It is a transcript of the gene GALP, whose product is annotated as galanin like peptide. The record is from RefSeq and is a predicted model, not a curated record. Gene Ontology annotation, molecular function: hormone activity. Lineage: Eukaryota; Metazoa; Chordata; Mammalia; Primates; Tarsiidae. The coding region runs from base 1 to 369 and encodes 122 amino acids. The transcript has 4 exons. Gene Ontology annotation, biological process: defense response to Gram-negative bacterium; antimicrobial humoral immune response mediated by antimicrobial peptide; behavioral response to starvation. Gene Ontology annotation, cellular component: extracellular region.
AUGGCUCCCUCAGUCCAUCUGGUCCUCCUUCUCACUCUCUGGCUGAGCCUGGCGGAGACUCCGGCAUCUGUGCCUGUCCACCAGGGACGAGGAGGCUGGACCCUCAACAGUGCCGGCUACCUGCUGGGCCCCGUGCCCCCUCUGCCGCGGACGGCUGGCCAGGACGGGAGGAGGGCGCCGGCGCUGGAGCUCCUGCAGCUGUGGAAGGCCGUGGAUGGGCUCCCCUAUUCCCACCCUCAGACCUCCAAGAGGAGUCCGAUGGAGGCUUUUGCCAACACAGAGAUUGGAGGUAAGAUGGGGAGACGUGGAAAAGACAUCCUAGGAAGACCCCAAAAACCUGGACUAUCUUCUGGAGGGCUUCUCCCAUGA